AUUUUCCAAAGCACUCAAAUGCAGCAUGUAUGUAACCAACCAAUGACGACGGAGGAAGUGAGUGCACGGCAUUGUAACGUUCUAGCGACAAACGCUAGCUUCAUAUAACCUACAUCACAGUCAGCGAGAGAAAAAGCUCCUUUAAGGACUGUCUUAUGGAUCCUGCUCAGCAGUCCAACAAGACCAAGCGGCAUCGAGGGAUGAGGCGCAGCCAGAAUCAGUCGGCGGCGACUCCUCCAAAGGACGCCUACGCCAGGCUGCUGAGCCAGCACCGCAGCAGUAUGUUCGCUUCCUAUCUAGCACAGUACACACAGGACUCGUUAACCCAAAAGGAGGAAAACGGCUCCAGCGCGUCGCUCCAAGCACACAGCGACAGGCUUAACUUGCCACAACAAAAAAAGGACCAUGUGCUGAUCGAGUUCCCCGACUCAAGCGACUUCUCUCCGUCCUCCUCAAAAAAGAAAGGGGAAGAGAGUUCACUGUCCUUAUAUAUGGAGAAGUUAAGCAGUCAUAGUGACCAGCAGGAGUGCGAAAGGAAGCCAGGUGUGAGUGAGCGACAACGACGGGGCCAGAGGAGGGACACCACCACCAGCCAGGACGGAGACAUCGAAUCCGGCGAGGAGCUUGCCGGUUCGCGAAGCAACGGCCCAAAGAAACAGCAGAAACAGCAAAAGAAAAGGGAUGAUCCAAACAAAAACGCUGGCCUCAAGACAGCCGAGGUCUAUGCCGGGCCUCAGACCCCAACAACGAACACUGGUGCAAGCGAGCAGGAGCAAGAGAAAGGGAGGAAGUCGAAGAAAAAAAACCAACCGAAGAAACCAGAGGAGGAGAAAAACAGGGAGGCAGUUUUAAAAUUAUCCGCUGAACCUCAAACAUCGAGUCCUAAACCAAAACAGGGUAAACCUCAGCAGCCUGCAGGAGUAAAUUCUCUAGGCGCGAAAGGUAAGAACAAAGGAGACGGGAGAUCAAAGAAGCAGGUGUUUGAGUCCUACAUGAGCUUGGAGGAGGUUUCCCAUGGCCUGAAAAGAGGAGAGCUUUACCAGGGACAAUUAAGAAUCAAUCCCAAGAAUUACAAUGAAGCCUUUAUUCCGUCUCCUGACGACGGGCGUGAUCUUUUCCUGGACGGAGUCGUUGCCCGCAACAGGGCGCUUAACGGAGACAUAGUGGUGAUUCAGAUUCUUCCUCGGGAACAGUGGAAGGUGGUGAAGUCUGACACCGACUGCGACGGCACCAGUGAGUCGGACACACAGACGGAGCAUGUGCUGCGAACGGCCCAGAAGAGCGCAGGGCACGGCCCGAGUCCUAAUGUCAGAGCGGAGGACCAGUCGAACGACCCGGAGGAACUGCUUAGGAACCGUCCUGAUGUCUCUUGCGCUGACACCGGGGAACAUCUGGAAGAUCCUUCAACAUCCCGAGCCAACGCUGACAUCCUCCAAAAGACGGCUAAGGUGGUUUACAUCGUUGAGAGAAAACACUCCCGAGCCGUCACAGGCCAUCUGAAGUUCCUACCAGACAAGCCCUUCGCCAUGUUCUCUCCCGUAGACCACCGGGUGCCACGAAUAAACGUCAAACUCGACGACUGUCCCGCAGAGUUCAGAGCCAACCCGGGCGACUUCGCCAAGACCCUGUUGAUCUGCCAGAUCACCGACUGGGCAGCCGACAGCAACUUUGCCGAAGGCCGACUUGCUAAGACCCUGGGUCAAGCAGGAGAGAUUGAGCCGGAGACGGAAGGAAUCAUGAUCGAGUACAACGUGGAUUUUUCAGAGUUCCCACAAGAGGUGUUGGACUGUCUUCCUAAGACGCUCCCGUGGACCAUCCCACCAGAGGAGAUUGAAAAGAGGAGGGACCUCCGGAAGGAGUGUAUCUUCACGAUCGAUCCUGCCACUGCCAGAGACCUGGACGACGCCCUGUCUUGUAAACAACUCCCAGACGGCAACUUUGAGGUCGGAGUUCACAUCGCUGACGUCAGCUAUUUUGUGAAGGAAGGCACCUCGCUUGACAACAUGGCCUCCCAAAGAGCCACCAGCGUUUAUCUCGUUCAAAUGGUGGUGCCCAUGCUGCCCAGGCUGCUGUGCGAGGAGCUGUGCAGCCUGAAUCCUCUCACCGACAGACUCACCUUCUCCGUCAUCUGGAAACUCACACCUGAGGGAAAGAUCCUGGACGAGUGGUUCGGCCGCUCGGUCAUACACUCCUGCGUGAAGCUGAGCUACGACGACGCUCAGCGAUUGAUCGAGGCUCCCGAGAGGUUAUUCCCUCCCGACGAGCUUCCGCCCAUCGACGCCGAGCACACCGUCGACGAGAUCCACCAAGCCGUGCUCCACCUGCACUCUAUUGCCAAGAACCUUCGAGCUCAACGCUUUCUAGGGGGCGCUCUUAGACUGGACCAGCCGAAACUUUCUUUCACACUUGACAAAGAGACCAUGACGCCCCAAGGUUGUUACAUUUACGAAUACAGAGACUGCAACAAGCUGGUGGAGGAGUUCAUGCUGCUGGCUAACAUGGCCACAGCGACCCACAUUUACAGAGCGUUCCCUACGCUGGCGCUGCUGCGGCGCCACCCGCCGCCCAAAGCCAAGCUGGUGAAGGAGCUGGAGGUUCUGUGCAACCAGCUGGGCCUGAACAUGGACUUCACCUCUGCAGGAACCAUACACAAGAGCCUCUGUGCCAUUUAUGGAGAUGACGAGUACUCGGUUUACAGGAGACAAGUCCUUAAUAACAUGUGCUCCAGACCCAUGCAGCUGGCCUUGUACUUCUGUACCGGUACGAGGCUGCAGAGGGAACAUUUUCAGCACUACGCUCUCAACGUUCCCCUCUACACACACUUCACAUCGCCCAUCAGGCGCUACCCUGACAUCAUCGUGCACCGGCUGCUGGCGGCGUCUCUGAACCUCGGGCCUCGUUUGGGCCUGUCGACAGAGGAAGUCCAAAUACGGGCGUCGCACUGCAACGACAAGAAGACUUUGUCCAAGAAAGUGCAGGAGCUCAGCUCUGAGCUUUACUUCGGAGUGUUUGUGAAGGAGUGUGGCCCACUGGAGUCCAACGCCAUGGUGAUGGGUGUGCUGGAUAAGUCCUUUGACGUUCUGGUUAUCAAAUACGGAGUGCAGAAACGCAUCUACUGCAAGUCCAUCGCGGGCUUGGACUCGUACCGCUACCGGAAGGUGGAGAAGGUCCCGCAGCUCGUGCUGGUCUGGACGAGUGACGAUGAAGAAAGUCCCCCUGUAGAGCAGGUAAUUUCCAUCUUCUCUGUGGUGGACGUGCAGCUCAAGACGGAUGAAGUGCCUCUGAAAUACAGCGCGUUGCUCAAGAGGCCAGAAAAGAUUGCUUCAUAAAACAGCCCCUUGCAGAAAA
Molecule: messenger RNA, 3348 nt
Organism: Xiphophorus couchianus (Monterrey platyfish)
Lineage: Eukaryota; Metazoa; Chordata; Actinopteri; Cyprinodontiformes; Poeciliidae
Gene: dis3l2
Product: DIS3 like 3'-5' exoribonuclease 2
Exons: 21
Coding region: 156-3329 (1057 amino acids)
Biological process (GO): miRNA catabolic process; mRNA catabolic process
Cellular component (GO): P-body
Molecular function (GO): 3'-5'-RNA exonuclease activity; RNA binding
Source: RefSeq, a predicted model, not a curated record